This is a messenger RNA of Puccinia graminis f. sp. tritici CRL 75-36-700-3, 477 nucleotides long. RefSeq lists its product as uncharacterized. The record is from RefSeq and is a predicted model, not a curated record. Bases 1 to 477 code for a protein of 158 amino acids. The transcript is spliced from 4 exons. Lineage: Eukaryota; Fungi; Basidiomycota; Pucciniomycetes; Pucciniales; Pucciniaceae.
AUGUCUAAUCUGAACUUCCAACAACCGAUUAUUUCGCAUGUGUAUUGGGACCUGGUAGCCUCGAGUCUGCGAUCGAAGACGGAACUGAUCCUGGUCCAUUUACCGUUCAGCUUACUACAUGCUUACCUGGUCUUCCUCCUCGUCUUGAGUGCAUUCACUGCCUUUGGGGUCGAUAGGGCUGAUCAUAAGGCCGGUCCGAUCACCCAAGCACUCGUCAUCAUCGCCCUCUUGUUACUUGCCUCUACUGGGGUCGGUUAUACUAUACACAGUGAUCAAGGAGACGUAGCCGGCGCAAUCGUCAUCGCAAUCGAGCUUGUUGGCGUCUUCACUCGUCAAACUGAUCCCGAGAGUAUCCAUUGGGUUGCCUUUGCAGCCUUUAUCGCUACCCUCCUAGCGAUCAUCAAAGCAUUCUACUCUUCGUUCAGGGGAGGUAGGAUUCGUCUUACAGAUUCCGAACGUGCACCUUUGAUCGCUUAA